Molecule: messenger RNA, 1263 nt
Organism: Aspergillus affinis
Lineage: Eukaryota; Fungi; Ascomycota; Eurotiomycetes; Eurotiales; Aspergillaceae
Exons: 3
Coding region: 1-1263 (420 amino acids)
Source: RefSeq, a predicted model, not a curated record
AUGGAGUCAGUUACACCGGAGGAGCGUGAAGCGCUUCUCCAGGGCCCAGCUGCCACUCCCCCACCAGGAAUGCAGUCGAACUUGACGAACCCUCCUAACCAAAAGGCUGCGUCGUAUUUUAUUAUCAUAUUCUUUGGCCUCUUGGCGACGUUUGCGCUGGUAGUCCGGAUUUACACGAGAGCUUUGAUCUUACGUCGGGUCAAAGUGGCGGAUUAUUCCCUCAUUCUUGGAUGGGUAGGACUGCCUCUGUUUGAAUCCAACGUCAGUCUAACUAAUUGGGACCAGCUUAUGUUUGUCGCUUACCUGGUCAGUGGGUGGCUAGCUGCCGAUGCCUCUCCAAUGGUCGAUCAAUGGAAUCUGCGUCUCAAGGAUUUUAUCGACCUACUUUUUAGGCAGCGCUUUUACGUGGGCUCCGCGUUCUACGGCAUGUGCAUGUUUUUCACCAAAAUUGCCAUCCUACUCAACAUCCUCGAGAUAUUCUGGUCCGACGAAACGCUCUCCCGAACAUGUCACAUCUUAAUGUGGGCCAACGGCAUUUUCUACAUUGUUUUCACGUUCAUUCAGAUAUUUUCAUGCCGCCCGAUCAGCAGAAGCUGGGAUGUAUUCAUCGCGAACGGGACCUGUCUCAACACGCGCCUUAUCACCCUCGUUGCGGGCGCGAUUAAUGCCGCCUCGGACCUGCUCAUUCUAAUCCUGCCUCAGCGACGUAUCUGGGGGUUACAUUCGCCGCUGCGUAAGAAACUGGCAGUUUCCGGACUAUUCUCACUCGGUCUAUUGUAUGUACAGUACUUCCUUCCCCCUUUCUCUCCCUCUACACUCAAGCUUCAGACCGACCCUGCGGGCUCUCUCGUUAACGUUAACAAUUCCCACAGCGCCUGCAUCGCGUCGAUCGUCCGACUCGCCUAUUCGAUCAUCACCAGCCAGACCUCAAAUCGAGCGUACUACGGCUACCUAGCAGGCACGUGGGCCGUCCCCGAGAUGUCGUUCGGAAUCAUGGUCGCGGGGUUUCCAGUGCUGCCGAAAUUCAUCAGCCAUAUACAGGAAAAAAGCCCGAUCGCCAAAUGGCGAAAUUCAGCCCGGAACGCACGGCUGGGGUCGUCGUUUACCGGUCGACGCUCGACCAGCGCUCGCGAAGGGCCCUCUGAUCCGGCGUCCUCGGCGCGCGGCCGCUCCAAGGGGGGACCUAAAGAUCCGGAUCAACAUUUAUUAAUCACGUCGCCGAGUGUUGCGAGCAUCGGUAGGAGUUCGGAUGGGAUGUGUUAG